GGAUCACAUUUGUUACGUCUAAUGCUCUAGUCUCCAUGGUCUUAUGCGUGACAAACGAUUCUAACCUACCUCUAAAUCUUUCAACAGUUUUGAAUUGACCACUUGUUGUGACGUUAACUGGCGGAACUUUUGUAUUGGUUGGCUACGAAAAGCUGGGCUUAGCACACCUUGGAUUUCAGAUACCGAUCUUUAUGCACUAUUCAGAUCAGUGUCUAUGUACAACGUGUACGGAACUGCGAAUGAAUCGUGCCGGGUGCGACGCACGUGGUCUUGACUUCUAAUACUUUAGUAAUUAUUGCAAGUAAAACGUGAUCAACGCGAUGGACAAUUGCAAGGUUUGCCGUGGUACGGUAUUUUACAAAGAAGCGGGUUUUUAUUUCUGCAGUGAAUGCCAAACACAAAACGAGGAAAGAAGAGAAGCAAUCCUAGAGCAACGUUUCGAAGGAAUACGCGUAACGCAACGUAAAAUAGCCAAUGACAAUUCCGAGAAAACAGACCAAAGCGCUCAGUGGUCGACGUGGGAACUGUACAAUUUUGUGCUAAUUGGUUUAACGGACGAGUUGAUCGAGCUGGGUGCAUCCUCAGAUAUUAAACUUACAGUCCUCCAAUUGUGGGCAUUCUACUUGGGGAAAGUAGAAGUGGCUUUUACAUCUAAAAUUUGUCGAAAAGUGCCCAAACUUGCCCGAAGAUAUCACAAAAGGGAUGCUGAUAUUAUAUAUGGAAAGUUGAAGUCGCGCAAACGCAAGCGUAGCAGAGCAAGUAGCGCAUCUUCCAUCAUCUCAAGUCAACUGAGUGAAGGUAGUUCCAAUAGAGAGCUUUCCAAACACAAGAGGCUACUUUACAAGGCGGAAUAUGAAAGAUUAGUGUCUUCACAAACUGGCUCGGAAAGUGAUGCUCUCAGCCUUGUUAGCCAGAGUUUAGCCAGUAUCCGAUCAGGUGGUAGUCAGUCGUCCGUCUCUGUAGAGAAACUGAAGUACAGCAAGCAUGCAAAAAGCGAGGCUAAGAGGGUUAAGCAAUUGUCCAAGAAGCUUCCUAGAGCACAGAGAGUGAAGUAUCAGCAAACGCAUGUAACAACGAAGUAUCGGACUGGUCCGUACGUUAUAACGCCAAUGAAAAUUUGGGCCAUCCUAUAUUUGGCUCUGAGAAUUCACGAUCAGAGUAUACACUUAGCAGACAUGUUAAGGUACAGUAGAGAAGGCCACCUGUCUUAUUACAGACUUGACCAUUUGUUACCGGCAGAAAUUGCUUUAACCGAAAGCGAUGUAAAGUUUUUAACUCAGAGCAAUGAGAUAACGCAUAAAGGUAUGCGGAGAACUUGCGCAGAGAUGGCCAAGUUUUUAUUUGUCUCUGAAAUGAGUUGUCCCGACUUUCCACCGUUAAUUCAGCGUUACUGCACGGAUCUGAAUUUACCAAAGGGAAUUCUCAUUUACACUAAAAGGCUGGUCGCCCUUUCUGCUCCAACGAUGGUUUUUACCCAUUCUGAUUCUUUGAUUCCAAACUAUGAAGGACGGGCAAUGGCAUUUAUUAUAGUUGUGCUAAAGAUUCUUCUUGGAAUGGACGGAAUUACAGAGUAUGAGAUAAGCAGGAUAGCUGAAAAAAUCAACAGCUGGGGGACCACUGGCUGCGUAGCAUGGGACGGACAGUCGAUGGCAGCAGGCACAACAACGGGUGGAUUGAAUGGGAAAAUGGUUGGGAGGAUAGGUGAUUCGCCGUUUCUUGGCUGUGGAACAUUUGCGAACAAUUUAGCUGGCUGCUCAAUGACUGGUCAUGGAGAAACUAUCGCUAAGCUCGGACUGUCCAGGAAAAUCGUAGAGGAAGUAACGGCAGGUUCCUGUCCUGAGGAUACUUUGAAGCUCAAUAUCGAUGCAAUGUAUCACGAAACUAAUUGCUCAUCCGGCGGAAUUGUUCUAAAAAAAAAUGGUUGUUGGGGGGUGCAUUUCUCCACGCCGAGAAUGCCCUAUGCUGUAGCAAAAAAAAAUGUUGUUACAUUCGGGGCUAAACCAAGCGAACGAAAAACUGUAAAGUAUUUUGAUCCGGACAGCAGGUUGCCAUGUAGAUGCAAAUGAAGGAAAUAAAUCAUUUUAAAUCAUGUGAUUGUUUAUUGAAAGAUUUAGCAUCUGGUCAUGUUCUCGUGUAUUCUUGCUGAAACGCUU
Molecule: messenger RNA, 2153 nt
Organism: Neodiprion fabricii
Lineage: Eukaryota; Metazoa; Arthropoda; Insecta; Hymenoptera; Diprionidae
Gene: TAF1B
Product: TATA box-binding protein-associated factor RNA polymerase I subunit B
Exons: 9
Coding region: 321-2066 (581 amino acids)
Biological process (GO): RNA polymerase I preinitiation complex assembly; nucleolar large rRNA transcription by RNA polymerase I
Cellular component (GO): RNA polymerase I core factor complex; RNA polymerase transcription factor SL1 complex
Molecular function (GO): RNA polymerase I core promoter sequence-specific DNA binding; hydrolase activity
Source: RefSeq, a predicted model, not a curated record